AUGCCUAAAACCCUCCAACUACUGAAUGAACUGGAAGCCGUCGAACUAAAAGGUUAUAAUACUGUAGCUGGUAACACUUUUGAAAAUAUGAUGCCGGUCCUGGUUGGCAUGAACACUGAAGAAAUAGAAAUGACUUGUUGGAAAGAUCCAUGGACUUCAUUGGACCACUGUCCUUACAUUUGGGAAAGAUUUAAAGACGUGGGCUACUACACAGCGUUGGUGGAAGAUACUGCGAAGUUAGGUAUGUUUAAUCAAUGGAAGAGUGGUUUUCAUGGGAAACCUACUGAUUAUUAUUUACAUCCAUUUAUACAUGAAGCUGAAACUUUGAAUCAAGAGACAAAAAGUGAAAGUUAUGUGAAAUAUACCAAAAGAAGCAAAGUCGUAUCCCCUUGUAUGGGGGACAAAUAUUACUACGAAAUUCUUUUAAAUUAUAUUCAGAGUCUAACUAAAACACUAAAGAAAUCAAGAUUAUUCGGGCUUUUUUGGGAAACAACGAUGACUCAUGAUAAUCUAAACGAUCCUGCGUUAUUGGAUGACGCGUAUGUUGAGUUUAUAAAUAAGAUGGAUUCCACUGGCUAUUUAAAUAAAACGAUAUUAAUAUUCUUAAGUGAUCACGGUAUGGACACUGGAAAUAUACUUCAUACUAAACAAGGCCAGAUUGAACAGAGACUGCCAUUUGUUUUCAUGUUGAUGCCACCUUCAUUCCGUAAACAAUACAGACUGGCUUACCACAAUUUAAAGGUUAAUAAAGAACGUCUAACAACACCUUUUGAUUUGCAUGACACAUUAGUAGAUCUCAUCGACAUGAGUGCCAUUACUGAAAAGGAGAUUUUAGAAAGAAGUAGAGAAUUUUAUACGCACAAUAGGCGCAUUAGCCUUUUCUUGUCGAUCCCCAGAAACAGAACAUGCGACAUGGCUGGUAUUAGAGCCAUGUGGUGCGCUUGCUAUAAUGAAGUAAAUGUAGCACUAAAUAGCCCAGUACUUUUGGACGCAGUCAGCUAUUUCACAAAUGAAAUAAACGAGAUGUUGAAGCAGUAUCCGGAAUGUGUGAGUCUCACAGCGGACGAUAUUGUAAUGGCAAAAGAAAUGGUACCAAUUUACACAAGAUAUGACGAAUGGCGGGACUUUGAUGUGAUCGUGCGCAUGGCGCCUGGGGGCAGCAUGUUGGAGACGAUAAUGCGGCUUUACAAUGACAAUUGGACUAUCAUAGAUCGUGUGAAGCGACUGAACUUUCUUGACGUUCGGACUACGUGUAUUGAAGAUCCCACUGUAAAACUAUUUUGUUAUUGUAAUAAUUUAUAA
Messenger RNA from Spodoptera exigua (beet armyworm), 1302 nucleotides. Lineage: Eukaryota; Metazoa; Arthropoda; Insecta; Lepidoptera; Noctuidae. The record is from the annotation of a GenBank genome assembly.